GGGAGGGGCGCGCGGAUCAUGGCAUUGGAGUUCCCGGGCUCGCCGCCGCCGCCGCCGCCUCUUCCACGCACCCCGAGCGCCCCUUCUUCCCGGAGCAGCUGCGGAGAAGGCGAAGCGGCCGGCGGGGGCGAGGCCGAUGGGGCUCAAGGCGCGCAGGGCGGCGGGGGCGGCUGGCGGCGGCGGCGACGGGGGCGGCGGCGGCGGCGGCGGGGCCCCUAACCCGGCCGGAGGGGACGCGGCGGCGGCGGCGGGCGACGAGGAGCGGAAAGUGGGGCUGGCGCCGGGCGACGUGGAGCAAGUCACCUUGGCGCUCGGGGCCGGAGCUGACAAAGACGGGACCCUGCUGCUGGAGGGCGGCGGCCGCGACGAGGGGCUGCGGAGGACCCCGCAGGGCAUCGGGCUCCUGGCCAAGACCCCCCUGAGCCGCCCUGUCAAGAGGAACAACGCCAAGUACCGACGCAUCCAAACUUUGAUCUACGACGCCCUCGAGAGACCGCGGGGCUGGGCGCUGCUCUACCACGCGCUCGUGUUCCUGAUUGUCCUUGGGUGCUUGAUUCUGGCCGUCCUGACCACCUUCAGGGAGUACGAGACUGUUUCGGGAGACUGGCUUCUGCUGCUGGAAACGUUUGCUAUUUUCAUCUUCGGAGCCGAGUUUGCUUUGAGGAUCUGGGCUGCUGGGUGUUGCUGCAGAUACAAAGGCUGGCGGGGACGACUGAAGUUUGCCAGGAAGCCCUUGUGCAUGUUGGACAUCUUCGUGCUGAUUGCUUCUGUGCCGGUGGUUGCCGUGGGAAACCAGGGCAAUGUCCUGGCCACGUCCCUGCGGAGCCUGCGCUUCCUGCAGAUACUGCGGAUGCUUCGCAUGGAUCGGCGGGGCGGCACCUGGAAGCUCCUGGGCUCGGCCAUCUGCGCCCACAGCAAAGAGCUCAUCACCGCCUGGUACAUCGGGUUCCUGACACUCAUCCUUUCUUCAUUUCUCGUCUACCUGGUUGAGAAAGAUGUGCCGGAGGUGGAUGCCCAAGGACAAGAGAUGAAAGAGGAGUUUGAGACCUACGCGGAUGCCCUUUGGUGGGGUCUGAUCACACUGGCCACCAUUGGCUACGGAGACAAGACGCCCAAAACGUGGGAGGGCCGUCUGAUUGCAGCCACCUUUUCCUUAAUUGGCGUCUCCUUUUUUGCCCUUCCAGCGGGCAUCCUGGGGUCCGGGCUGGCGCUCAAGGUGCAGGAACAGCACCGUCAGAAGCACUUUGAGAAAAGGAGGAAGCCCGCUGCUGAGCUCAUCCAGGCCGCCUGGAGGUACUAUGCUACCAACCCCAACAGGAUUGAUCUCGUGGCGACAUGGAGGUUCUAUGAAUCAGUCGUCUCUUUGCCGUUCUUCAGGAAAGAACAGCUGGAUGCAGCAGCCAGCCAAAAGCUGGGUCUCUUGGAUCGGGUUCGCCUUUCUAAUCCUCGUGGUAGCAAUACUAAAGGAAAGCUAUUUACCCCUCUGAAUGUAGAUGCCAUAGAAGAAAGUCCUUCUAAAGAACCAAAGCCUGUUGGCUCAAACAAUAAAGAGCGUUUCCGCACCGCCUUCCGCAUGAAAGCGUACGCUUUCUGGCAGAGCUCUGAAGAUGCCGGGACGGGCGACCCCAUAGCGGAAGACAGGGGCUACGGGAAUGACUUCCUCAUCGAAGACAUGAUCCCCACCCUGAAGGCCGCCAUCCGAGCCGUCAGAAUUCUACAAUUCCGUCUCUAUAAAAAAAAAUUCAAGGAGACUUUGAGGCCUUAUGACGUGAAGGAUGUGAUUGAGCAGUAUUCCGCCGGACAUCUUGACAUGCUUUCCAGGAUAAAGUACCUUCAGACGAGAAUAGAUAUGAUUUUCACCCCUGGACCUCCAUCUACUCCAAAACAUAAGAAGUCUCAGAAAGGGGCAGCAUUCACCUACCCAGCCCAGCAAUCUCCCAGGAAUGAACCAUAUGUGGCCAGAGCAUCCACAUCCGAAACUGAAGACCAAAGCAUGAUGGGGAAGUUUGUGAAAGUCGAAAGGCAGGUUCACGACAUGGGGAAGAAACUGGAUUUCCUGGUGGAUAUGCAUUUGCAGCAUGUGCAGCGGCUGCAGGUGCACGUCACCGACUUCUGCCCGACCAAGGGGACCUCCUCGCCAGCUGAGGUGGAGAAGGAAGAGGACCACAGGGAUUCGGAUUUGAAAACCAUCAUCUGUAACUACUCCGAGACCGGCGCCCCCAACGCUCCCUACAGCUUCCACCAGGUGCCCAUUGACAAAGCCGGCCCCUAUGGGUUUUUUGCCCACGACCCCGUGAACCUGUCCCGAGGGGCGCCCAGUUCUGGCAAGGUUCACGCCACCCUUUCCUCCUCGGCGACCACCUAUGCGGAAAGGCCCACCGUCCUGCCUAUCUUGACUCUUCUCGACUCCCGAGGGAGCUACCACUCCCAGGCUGAACUGCACAGUCCCUGCUCGGACCGGCUCUCCCCCCAGCAGAGACGCAGCAUCACCCGGGACAGUGACACGCCCCUGUCCCUGAUGUCCGUCAACCACGAGGAGCUGGAACGCUCUCCAAGUGGCUUCAGCAUCUCCCAAGACAGAGACGAUUAUGUGUUUGGCCCGAGCGGGGGGUCAAGCUGGAUGAGGGAGAAACGGUACCUCGCCGAGGGUGAGACAGACACGGACACAGACCCCUUCACGCCCAGUGGCUCCAUGCCUUUGUCGUCCACGGGCGAUGGCAUUUCUGAUUCGAUAUGGACCCCUUCCAACAAGCCCACUUAAAAGGGGUCGUGGGCUGGCUCCUCCUUGUAAUGUAGACAGACUUUGUAUAGCUCACUUGCUCUCACACCCGCCAUGUACCUGUGAGAUCCCCAGUGGCUGCAUCAAACGCAUGCAUGUGCGUGGUAGCCCCACCUGGGCUGGGGCUUCUCGUGGCCUUUUUCUUCUCCAGGUCACCACAGUGAAGCCGCUUCCUUUCAAGCAUGGUUUGCAUGACUUUACACUAUAUAAAUGGUACCGCUAACCUCUUUAGGAUACACAUUUAUCCGCUGUUCUUACUUUGAAUCAUGACUGGACCAGUCCAGGGAGAAAUGACUGGUGAGCCGUGCCAUGUGUCUGUGUGGUUGACUGGCUGGGUUUUGGCUGGGUGAGCAGAGAAAGUCGUCUACGUUGUUUCUAGCAUCACUGCCCCUUUGUGUAAAACAGUCCAACAAUUAACCAUUUUCUAAAGCAAGCAAAUAAUUCUCUCAACAAAAAUACAUUGCGUACCAAUGAGGUUGCCUCCUGAGCUAAAAACGUGAGGGCAGGAACGAGAUAGUCAUCACAUCUUCAAAACCAAGAAUUUAAAACAUUAUUUUAUUAAGGAAAGGCUGGAAAACCCUUCCAAAAGCUCUCAAAGGGACCUCACUUAGUCUGUCAUUGUCAACUAUCAUGCCCCGGUUUCCUCAUCUAUGAAGGGUGGUAGCAGGUGUAACAUGUCGGAUGAGUUGUGACUAGGCAGGGAGAAAACACACACACAUGCACAUUAAGAUAGUUCCCAAAUUAUGUAGCCAAAGAUAACAAGAUUUAUCAGCAUCGGGGUGCGCCUCAGGGUAGGAGUUCAGUGCCUUCAAAAUGAGGUUCCAAUUCACAUUCUUCCCCGUGAUACUUGUAUAAAAUAUCCAUCUCAAAUAGGAGCUAGAGUCAAGAGGGCACACAGAAAUUAUCCAGUCCACGUCCUUCCUUGUAAAAAUGAGAAAGCUUAGGCCCAGGUAAAGACAUAUGCCCAGGGCCACUCCAUUGUUCCCCAGAGAACUGGGACUCAAAACCCGGUCAGCUGACUCCAGGCCCCGGUCCCUCCUGCCACACCACUCUACAGUUUACACAACAGGACCGAGAUGCCUGUACUCUGUUGUGUGGAAAGCACUCGUGACAUUGUUUAUCCAGCGGGAGGAGGAGGUCUGCUUUUAUGGCAAAACAUGUUUGUCGGAUGCUUUGCAUUUUGGAUCCAGAAAAAAGUAAUAAUACAAGUGAGCUACAACAUUCAUUAAUAUGCAAAUAGACAGAAUUUCCAGAACCAUCCAUCUUUCCUCCUCUAGAUUUUUUUAAACCACACAUAGCUGUAAGACUAGCUGAGCUCACCGUCCUACUAUAUAAGCAUUAAUAUGAAGCAGAAGCCAUCCUGCUAGGAGACGUUGCUACUCUCUGAAACACACUGAUGGGAAAGGUUUCCGUUAGGCUUGAGGUCAUUAGCUAAAUGACUACACUGCAGUGUUACUGUCUCACUCUUUUCAUACGUCUAAGCACAGGUUGUGGAUGGUUGCCUUGAUGACAAUCAGGAUGUUUGAAACGGCCUAAGCGAGUGUCUACAUCCCACCGAUGUUCUCCCUCGCGGUCUUGUCAAGAGCCAUAACGGCUGUGGCAGACAUGAUGGCCGAUGGCUUCAUCGUUACCUAAUGCAGGGAUCUUGCACUAUAUUGGAGAGAGGAGCUCCUUCCUCAGAGAUUGGUUUCUUUCAACCUAUGUGUCAACAGGUACCAUGUGAAAGGCUCAGAGUACAGUAAUAAUGAAGGGUCAGCCCCUGACUUUAGGAACUUACAACCAAAGCCUGAAGUCCUUGGCUUUGUGAGUGGUAAAAAAGGAGUUUUACUUGGUGAGCCCCACGAACGGAUGGGUGUUGACUUUGAAGUCCGAGGUAGGAGAUACACAAGAGUGCGCACAUACAUCAGACGUGAAACCCCCUCCCCCAUGGUUUGCCAUUUGACUUUCUGGCUAUCUGAAGGGCAAAGGGCGUGUGAUCCUCCUGACUCCCUUCAGUAUGGCUGCAAGUGCCACUGGAGUUGAUGACCUAAGAAACCUUAUGCCCCUUCCUUAGAGUUUGGUUCUUGAUUCUGACCUUCCUGGAAUCUUUUGUCAAAAAUGAUUGAGCCAUCUAACAUACCAAUUAUUUUUCUAACUUAUUAAUAUUCUUGCAGAACCUACUGGCCUCAGUAUCUUACAAAUAGAGGCAUUUUCCAAGAACUCAAUGGAGUUCCCAGCUGGAAGAGUGAGACUUUCUCAUCCUCAGGUUAAAAAUAGUUACCGUGGCUCCAAAGUUAGAGGAUUACCUUAGGUUCUUUUAGUAACUGAUGAAGAAUUGGAGUUUGUAUUAUUUUCCAAACCAUUAGAGGACAGUCUAGCUUCCCUGCUGGAUCAUAAGGCCAGGACGGCAGGGAUUGGGUUUGUGUUGAUUACGUACCUCCAAUGCAGUAUGUUGUCUUUAUCAGUGUAGACAAAGGCAAACUACAUCUUCAUGAAUGAAUAAAUGAUAAGAAUCGUAAGAGCUGUUCUUUCCCAUCUAA
Molecule: messenger RNA, 5298 nt
Organism: Balaenoptera musculus (blue whale)
Lineage: Eukaryota; Metazoa; Chordata; Mammalia; Artiodactyla; Balaenopteridae
Gene: KCNQ3
Product: potassium voltage-gated channel subfamily Q member 3
Exons: 15
Coding region: 137-2761 (874 amino acids)
Biological process (GO): potassium ion transport; transmembrane transport
Cellular component (GO): membrane
Molecular function (GO): voltage-gated potassium channel activity
Source: RefSeq, a predicted model, not a curated record